AUACAAAAUGUUUAUACUGUGAGGAACAAAAUGAAAAUUUAGAACAUUUCUUACUUUACUGUCCAGCAUACAAUGAAAUUAGAAAUAGAUAUAGCUUUAUGCAGCAACCAUAUCAAGAAAAUAAAGAGGAAUUAGUAGCAAAUAUAAUCUUAUUGGUAGUACUAAUGAGGGAGGAAGUGGAGAAUCGGAAAGAUUUUAUAAAAGAAAUGUGGUAUUUCAGAGAGAAGAAGCUCAAGCAAACACAAACAAAGGAGGAAUAAAAGAAGCAAGGGAGCCGUUUCAAAGGCAUAUCCCACCCACUACUACUACUACUACGUAUCCCCGUUACAUUGUCCAAUUUGUACUAAAUCAGAAGUCAGACUGGCUGCAAGCAAUACAUAAAGUAUUCUGGACAAGAGGAGAUGUUUACUGUAUUCUGUGUUGACUGAGAAUCAGUUCUGGAAUACUGGGACACUUCCCAUUUGUGUGAUUUGUGACUGACUGACUUUGAGAUAAGUAUGGCCGAUUCUGAAGAGGAAAUUGAUUAUAUGUCUGCAGACUUUUUAGCUCAGUGUACUGGGAGUAAUGAUAUUAGACCUGGACUUGUUCACUCACAUGCUGCUAAGAGAAAAAUUAAUAUGGAAAAGAAGAAAAAGGAAAAGGAUUCUAAGCAUAAAGUAAGUUUUCGUUCUGUCAAGGAAGUUCAAAAAGAAAGACUAGAGGAAGGGCUUAACACAGCCCUCAACUCCUCCAAUAAAGGGUUUUCAUUGCUUCAAAAAAUGGGAUACAAGCCUGGCACAAGUCUUGGUAAGGAGGGUCAAGGUCGACUUGAACCUGUCUCUGUUGAUGUGAAACAGGAUAGAGUUGGACUGGGUUGGCAACAGAUGAUUGUAGAUUACAAGAAGAAAAAAGAAGAAAGAAAAUUGAAGAAAAAAACAGAGAAUGUAGUAGAUCCAGAGGAAUAUCGUGCUAGAAAACGUAAUGAAAGACAAGAGAAAUCUCUGUGGCAUGAUUUGAGGAAAAGCCAACGCAUUUGUUAUGAAAUGGAUUCAAAACAAAACAUCACAGAACCCGAAGAGACGUGGUUUUGGCCAAUUUACAUGCAAGAACAUGAUGAAGAGGAGUAUGAAGAAGAUGAGGAGGAAUCAGAAAUUGAUUUUGAGCCACAAGAAAAACUCAUGAUUCUCACUUCUUACUUACGGACUCAGUACCUUUACUGCCUUUGGUGUGGAACAGUGUUUGAUGAUGAAAGAGACUUGAAGCAAAAUUGCCCUGGACCCACAAGAGGCGACCAUGAUGAUGAUGAUUAAGCAUAACAUUUGGAUGAGUUGGGGUGCUAGGCAGAUUUUAGCUGGACGGAUGAAGUGUGCAGGUAAGCUGUGAGAAUGAGUACUAGUCUUUGGUUUAUUCUUUGUAGCACUAAAGAACAUCCAUACCCAUAUUCCCUGCCAUUUUCAGUCCACCAUCAGGUGAAGAUUACCAACAUAACAGGCAAAAGGAAAGACCUCGGGUCCCAUCCUUCAAGGGACAUUAUCAGGGGAAGACUAUAUGUAAUUACUACCCUGGUAUAACAAGCCUGUAAUAUAAUUGAUAAUGUCAUAUUUGACACAAGACUAUAUUGUCUACUCUAAUUAGUUUUAAUUAUAGAGGGGUAUGCAGGGAUGAAAGGUAUGCAGUUUAAAACUUUCAAGGAUGUACAAAGCCUUAAAGAAAUAAAAAACAUACAUUACAUUUUUAUUGGGCAAAAAGCUCAAGUUUGUAUACAAAAAUGUAUUCUAAAGUUACAUGGAAAACCUGGUAGUAUAUAGUAAGCUACGCAGUGUGCUGGUUAUCAGAAAAAUUCCUAAUCCCUUAUGCUUGAUAAAUUUUUGACAUGAGUUUAUGCAAUAAACUUAAAUACAUGUCACAUAAAUAUUCAAGCACACUAAGACACUGUUAUCAUAUGUUUGGUUUUGAUUUUGACUUCACUUAAAUGAGCCCAAGAUGUUACUAAAAGAUUAUUUAGGAAGGGUUGCUUGCUAGUUAGAAAAUAAAUAUUUUGGAACUUGAUUUAUCAGAUUGAAUUAAACAACCGAGCUCAUUGCUUUAAUGACUCCUGUAAUUAUUAAAACGUAAGGAACAAAAUUUCAAAGUACAGUAUACAAUUUUCUUCUUUUUGAUGGCAAUGAACUAGUUAUCCAUCAACAAGUUACACUGGUAAAAUUAUUAUAAAUUACAACUUGCCAUAGUCAUCUAACAAUUGCAACAUUAACUGAAUUAUGAGUUAUUCCUUAAAAUAUUU
Macrobrachium nipponense is the source of this 2260-nucleotide messenger RNA. Its product is annotated as G patch domain-containing protein 11-like. The record is from RefSeq and is a predicted model, not a curated record. Gene Ontology annotation, cellular component: kinetochore. Gene Ontology annotation, molecular function: nucleic acid binding. The coding region runs from base 498 to 1289 and encodes 263 amino acids. The transcript is spliced from 3 exons. Lineage: Eukaryota; Metazoa; Arthropoda; Malacostraca; Decapoda; Palaemonidae.